UCAAGAUUUCCUGUUCAGCCCUGUCGCCUCAUUCAAAUACCUCCCCCAAUUGCUCUGUUGGUCUCCAAAUCGUGCGCCACUAGCGACGCUUCUUUUCGGCUCCAAAUCUCUCGUCACGCGAUCUACGUGACAACAUGGACUGGCGGUUGGCGGACUACAGCAAAGAAGCCGAAGAUACGGCAACAGGCCUUGCCCUUUUCGUCAGCGAAAUUCCACAAUACCGGAAAGACUUAACUGGCGACAUAGCUGAACUGUACGCCAUAUCGAGUGGUCUGCACACGCUGCAGGAAGCGCUCGAACCGUCCCGGUACGGUAGAGCUGCAGGCCGGAUCGUGAAAGAUCUGGAAGUAUGUCUUCCAAGCCUGGGUUACACUUUGGAUGACAUUCGUGACAUCUUCAAAAACACCAAAAGAAAAGGCCGGCUUCCUGGCGCAUUUCCGGGUACCCCGCAGUAUGCUGAUAUGUGGGUGGAUGCACUUGCCGAUUUCAAAGCUCAGGGUAUCUCUCUACCCAUCCGGUUGGAGUAUUAUCGCACCUAUUUGCAGGGAAUGUAUGAUGAGCUGAAAGGUGAUGACCCAGGGGAAGAAAUCGAUAGAAUCCAAGUCCGCCUGAAGAAGCUGUUGAAGCAGCAGGAGCCCAUCCAGUCUUAUUUCAGUAGACUGUCGCUACCCACCCAUGCUCCCUCCAAAACACCUGGACCGAAGCCACCUCGCAACCCACGACCGAACAUUCAGAGCUUCUCAUCGUAUCCAGCUUACAGCCAUGUACCUGCCCCACCAGCUCUACCACCCCGCACCCAGCGACCAAAGUCCCAGGUAUACGGUGGCAUUGGAGAAGUUCCAUUCAUGCCUCCAGCUGCUGCUUCUAAGCCAGCUCCUCACGCGUACGGCGGCAUAGGAGGUUUUCCAAUGUUCGUUCCUCCAGCUGCACCUUCUGUACCGACCUCACCUACCUUCUCGUCUGCCUCCUCUCAAGGCAUGUCGUCCCACUCUACCGACUCGGGAGGUCCAGUCGCCCACUGGGCAAUGCGUAUAUUUGACGGACGGCAUACUUCUACUCCGUUCCAGACGUUAGGCGACAUCACUGAAUGUCUAGGCCGAGACGAGCCACGGGUCAUUGAGAUGUUGGGUGAUGACGGAUUCGAGAAAGUCCUUGAGCUGCCGUUAGAAGCUACUAAUGUUUGGCUGCGCCUGUAUUGCAGAUACGAAGAUCUUCGAGCUCGCAUCCUGUUUCUCACCAUGGAUGCCGAUGGAACACGUAUGAGGUACUGCUUCCCACUGACCGGGCUCAAGAUAAUUCGAAAGGACUCCUGUCUGCAGCUAUGCCGCGUCAACCGAAAGGACGGAGGGCUCGAUCUAUGGGCCCGUCUACGCUUCCCUCUUUAUGAACGAAUGGUGCUGUUCUACAACACCGCCGUUGCUAUGAAACACCAAGAUCAGACCCGCAUGGCUGAUGGUCUCGAAGACAUGUUCGACCCAGAGAACAAGGAGCGAAUGGAGUUUAGCAGUGAAAUCUCGGACACUCAAUUCCUUCAUCACCUCCGCGUUUACCGCGAUACCGACUCUGGUGUUGUUCGCUUCGAGGCGACUCCGCGGCGCGGUCCAUUGAAGGCAGUACCCAUCUGGACUGCCUUCGUCACGCAGUUCGUCGGGGACAGGAGUUGGAUGAAGAGAGUGGGUUCCACGACAGUUGUUUUUAGACAACUGCAUCCAUACGUGUUCUGCGAGGGCUACAAAUUGCCAAAGGGGCCCAGCGGAAGAUAUCAGCUCAGCUUUUCGGCGCCCGAAGAUGCGAGAGAUUUUAUGGACACCUUCCAUCAUAUUCGCGUGCGACGAUAAGCCGGUCAAAAAUUGUUGGAGAUACUCUCAGGCAGAUGCGUGGUGUGACGUGCCGCCGCGUUUGACCGCAAUGGUGACAUUGGGCGCACUCGGUGCAAUUUUCAGCAAACGACAUUGACGACUGACGAUUUGACGACUUCAUGAUGAUUUUGGGAGGGCAGUUUCUGGCAUUUGCAGGAUACCCCUCUCUCACGUAGGCGCUGCUGAAAUGCGUGUAUUGGUAACGGCUUGCAUAGUCAAAACUGAGCUUCUGUUGACUUCGCGUGUACUUGAGGGUCCUGUAAUAUGGACAGUGCCUGUGGCAAAACCACGGAGCUACUCCUCGACAAAUUGCACUUAGCUUUUCGCCGCGGCUCAGUUUUCUGAGGCAUGUUCUUGUCAUAGCCGGUUCAAGACUAGGGUACGUCGUAGGGCUUUCCUGGUGGGGCAGGGUUAAAGGCUAGCGUAGAAAUUAUCC
Boeremia exigua is the source of this 2295-nucleotide messenger RNA. RefSeq lists its product as uncharacterized. Lineage: Eukaryota; Fungi; Ascomycota; Dothideomycetes; Pleosporales; Didymellaceae. The transcript has 5 exons. The record is from RefSeq and is a predicted model, not a curated record. Bases 135 to 1838 code for a protein of 567 amino acids.